Messenger RNA from Argiope bruennichi, 2448 nucleotides. RefSeq names its product synaptic vesicle membrane protein VAT-1 homolog-like. Bases 138 to 1442 code for a protein of 434 amino acids. The transcript is spliced from 10 exons. Gene Ontology annotation, molecular function: zinc ion binding; oxidoreductase activity. The record is from RefSeq and is a predicted model, not a curated record. Lineage: Eukaryota; Metazoa; Arthropoda; Arachnida; Araneae; Araneidae.
AACCGUGCACCGCCGCCCCUUGGUUUUAAAGCUUUAUAUAUAAUCACCCUCUCCCCUUUUUCUGUCAGUGUUGAAAGUCGUAUUUGGGUGUGGCAAAUUUGUUAAUCUGUCAUUUACUGAUCUUUUUCUAAAUCGACAUGGAGGAAGAAAAUAAACCAGCUUCUAAUGAAGUCGUAGAAGAUAAAAAUGACACUGCUCCAAAGGAGAAGACAGAAAAUGAAGUUAAAGAAGCCGCUGAAGCUAUAGAAGAGCAAGCUCCCCCCGCCAAGGAAAUGAAAUGUGUGGUUUUGUCUAGUUUUGGAGGUUUAAAAUCUAUUAAAAUCCAAAACAAGCCGGAACCUACUCCUGGCGAGGGUGAAGUUUUGAUUCGUGUGAAAGCAUGCGGGCUGAAUUUCUUGGAUGUGAUGCUUCGACAAGGGGUGAUUGAUAAUCCUCCAAAAUUACCCGUCAUUAUGGGGUAUGAAUGUGCUGGAGAAAUUGAAGCAGUAGGAGAAGGAGUGCCUGAUGUCCAGGUUGGGGAUCGAGUUGCUGCUUUCUCUGAUGGUAAAGCAUGGGCUGAACUUGUUGUUGUUAGCACAAAAUUUGUGUAUAAACUUCCUCCAGAGAUGACUUUCCAAGAUGCUGCAGCUAUGCUAAUGAAUUUUGUUGUAGCAUAUGGCCUAGUAUUUGAUACUGCAUGUAUUCGUGAAAAUCAAACUGUUCUUAUUCAUUCUGCUGGUGGUGGAGUUGGUUUGGCUGUAGCGCAACUCAUAAAGACCAUCCCUAAUGUUACCUUGAUUGGUACUGCAUCAAAACAUAAGCAUGAAGCUAUUAAGAACUAUUACUCUCACUUAAUUGAACGUGGAGCAGAUUAUGUUCAAGAAGUCAAAAAAUUGGCUCCAUCUGGCGUGGAUAUUGUUCUUGAUUGUCUUUGUGGUGAAGACUCAAAGAAAGGAUAUGAUCUUCUGAAACCAAUGGGCCGAUACAUUUUAUAUGGUAAUUCUAAUAUUGUAACUGGAGAAACAAAAAGCAUCUUUAGUGUAGCAAAAUCGUGGUGGCAGGUAGAUAAAUUGAAACCCAUGAAGCUGUAUGAUGAAAAUAGAUCAGUUUCUGGCUUUCACUUGAGGCAUCUACUUUACAAGCAAAAUGGCCAAGAUUAUGUGAAAAAUGCUGUAGAAAAAAUCUUCAAGUUGUGGUUAGAUGGCCAAAUAAAACCAAUUAUUGAUUCUACUUAUGCCUUUGAAGAUAUCCCUGAAGCUAUGCAAGUUCUCCAAGAAAGAAAAAAUAUUGGAAAAAUUACUAUAGAUCCAGCUAUGGAACCCAAGCCUAAGCCUGUGCAGGUUGAAAGCAAAAAACGAAAGGAUUCUGUAAAGGCUGAUAAGAAAAGUGAGGAUAAAGCAAAGAAGACUGAGCCAACACAGAAAGUGGAAGAAGACAAGGAUACUCCUGCUGAAGCAAGUUAAUGGAAUUAGUCAUUCUCUCUUUCGAUCUGAGGAAUUCCAUUUUUUGCUUAAAUUGAAGCUUGUAUGUGCUGUUUAUGCUGAUCAAGAAUGUGGUAUUAUUUUUCUUGUGCUGUGCAUAUAUUGAAACACUGCUCAAUUCUGUCUGCAUUUUUCAACUUAUAAUUGCAGAUUUUUAUUUUUCUCAAAGCUCACACUUAAUAUUUUUAAUGAUUUGUAUGGAAUGUACUUUUACACUGCAUUUUACUGAUCAAUAUUUGUAUAGCAAAUUUUGUACACCAAAUAAUUACUUAUUUAAACUUUGGAAUCUUGUAUCUAAUUUUAUGAACUAUUACUCUAUUUAGUAAAAAUUGUAAUUUUCUUAAUUUACAGUGAUAUUUUAAUCAUACAGAUGGAAAUCUUUAUUACUUAUUGUCAUAAAAGUAACUUGUUUUUCAUAGACUUUUCUAUUUUUAUUAGCUUUAUAUUUUUAAAAUUAUUUUUUGAUCUAACCUUCAUAGGGGAAAAUGCUAUUUUGAGACUGAAGUUUAUAUUUUUUGCCAGUCAAAGUAUUUAAUAUUUUUAAUUUUGUACUAAUAGCAAUAGAUCACAUUCCACAUUUGCUACAGUUGGUGAGAUUUACACUUUUUGUAAUGAAGAAUCUUAUGUGAAAUUUGUAGCUACAUGCAUUUUUAUACAUGAUCAACUUUUUAGUAGUGAACUAGUUUGUAGUCAUAUUUAGUUUGUGAUAUUUUUUAAGUUCCUUUUGUACUUUGAUUUUCUUUUGCUCAAUGUAACUGCAUUAUUUGUAAUUAUUUUCUACCUCAUGUUUCAAUCAUGACUUUUGUAAUGAAUUUUCUCAUUUUUUUUUCAUUUAUUCUAUAAAUAUUCUGCAUCCAAUCUCAUGAUUUUAUUCUGUAAAACUGUCUCUGCUUUCAUUGUAAUUCACCCAAUUAUAGUUGAUUAUCUUAUUUUCUUCUGUGAGUGAUUGAGAAGUGCUUUAUGACAAUAAAAGUUAUUCUAAUUUGAA